Benincasa hispida (wax gourd) is the source of this 1989-nucleotide messenger RNA. Lineage: Eukaryota; Viridiplantae; Streptophyta; Magnoliopsida; Cucurbitales; Cucurbitaceae. The record is from RefSeq and is a predicted model, not a curated record.
GAAGUGUAGCAAAUAAGUGCAACUAUUAACAACGACUUUAUUCGAGCUGAAGAGGAAAUGGAUGAUAGUAGCAGAAGUUCUUGGACUCAAUUUUCUUGGGUUGCAAAAGUUUAGUAGAAAAAAUGCUUGAUGACUCGAUUAUAGCACAAUAGAUAAGAUUCAAUUAAGUGAGAUUACCUGAAAUAUAAGCAAACAAAACCAAUUUGACAAAUGAAUUAGAUGCUGGGGGAUCUUGCUUCGAAAUAGGGAUGACAACGACAGUGGCGAAGAAGUCCACGAUAGCAGUGAACGGAGAGAGAGAAGAGCGGCGGACAGAGACAGAGACACGGAGUUGAUGGAUAGAGAGAUAGGGGCGGACAGAGAGAGAGAUGAGUAAUCUACCGAAUUCGAAUGAGAAAAAAUGAAGAAGUAAUCCUACUUAAGCGGAUCAGGCGAACCAGCGAACUGAAUCGAACCUUUUCAAUUCAAUUUGGUUCAGUUCAAUCAAAAUUUUAAUUUGAAAGGUUCGGUUUCUUACAUCCUUACAUUAAACCAACUCUUGAAUCAAAUUACCUCCAUCAAACUUGAUAGGAGCAAUUUCCUUCCACAGAAGAACUUAGCUCUCCCUAUUUUGAAGAGUUACUGGUUGUUUGGUCACCUCACCGACGAGAAGAAUUGUCCACCUAUGUUUAUUCAACCUGAAGUUAUUAUUGCUACGACAGCUCAACUAGUGACUCCAGCAAUCCCUAGAGUGACGAUAUCAGAAUUUGAAACACCUGGAGCUUCAAGCUCAACAAUCACCGUGCAAACCACUGUCAACCUACUGUAUAAGUCGUGGAUAGCUACUGAUCAGCUCCUUUUAGGUUGGCUAUAUAACUCUAUUAUUCUAAAAGUCGCCACUGAAGUUAUGAGUCAUGAGACUGCAAAGGUUUGUGGGAUGUCUUGCAAGAAUUGUUCGAUGUUUAAUCUUGCAUUGAGAAGGACUAUUUGAGGUGGGUAUUUCAAUCCACUCAUAAAGGAUCCUUGAAAAUGAGUGACUAUCUUCAUAUAAUGAAAUCUCACUCAGAUAAUUUGGAGCAAGCUAGAAGUUCUAUUCCACAAAGAACCUUGGUUUCUCAAGUUAUUUUGGGACUUGAUGAGGAUUAUAAUCCAAUUGUUUCUACGAUUCAAGGAAAGAUGAAUAUCAAGUGGACAGAUCUUCAGUCUGAGUCGUUGAUCUAUGAGAAAUUCCUUGGACUCCAAAAUACUCAGAAUGUGAGCUCGUUUGGAGGAUCUACCACUGUUAACAUGACCACAAGCAAGAACAUUAACUCAAGAAGCCAAACACAGUAUCAAAGUCGCUUCAAUGGCAACAAACCUCCUCAACAAUAAAAAUAUAAUGGACAACGCAGAAAUGGUUGUGAUAGAGGCAAGGGACACUGGAAUAAUCGCCUAGUCUGCCAGCUGUGCUCUAAGAUUGGGCAUAGCUCUCCAUAGUGCUAUCCACUAUACAACAAACCAAUUCGAUACAAAUCCAAAAGGUGAACAAAUUAAUCAAGGACAAAACUAUCUAGGAAAGCAAUCUUCAAACCAAGGGCACCAUCUCUUACAGGUCCAAUCGGUAAUCAAGCAUUCAUGGCCACCCAAAGCACGAAUCCAUUUGUUGCAACACCUAAGUCAGUUACCGAUCUUAUAUGGUAUAUUGCCAAUGGAACCUCAAACCAUGUUGCCUCCGACCAUAGCAGCCUGACUAACUCUUAUGAUUAUGGAGGUAAAGCAAAGGAUAUCACCACGAGCCAGGUGCUGAUGAAGAGGGAGCUUGAUGAUGGUCUAUACAGGAUUGGGCCAAUGAAAGCCACUGGUAGUGCGUCAGAUUUGGGAAAAACCAGUUUAAAGUUAGAUGUACAGAUAAUUGCGUACUCUGUAGUAGCUAAGAAUACUAGUUUCAAUGUACUGUCCAAGUUCAUUUUGCAUUAGAGGCUUGGACAUUCUUCUACUAAAGUCUUGAAUGAUGUAGUUAAACUUUUUAAU